This is a messenger RNA of Fusarium sp. VM40, 609 nucleotides long. Lineage: Eukaryota; Fungi; Ascomycota; Sordariomycetes; Hypocreales; Nectriaceae. The record is from the annotation of a GenBank genome assembly.
AUGGGCGGAAACGCAAGUAAAGUUACAGCCCAGGACAAGGCGAUCCUGGACAUGAAGAACCAGCGCGAUAGACUGCAUCAGUAUCAACGGCGCAUUACAGUCCUCACCGAUAAAGAGACCGAUAUCGCAAAGCAGAUGCUAGCGAAGGGCGACAAGAAGCGCGCUCUGUUGGCCCUGCGGCGCAAGAAGUAUCAAGAGUCGCUGCUGAGCAAGACGGAUGCGCAACUAGCACAGCUCGAGAAAUUGACGAACGAUGUCGAGUUUGCGCUUAUACAAAAGGAUGUUGUCUUUGGACUGCAGCAGGGUACCAAGGUUCUUAAGGAGAUCCAUGCCGAGAUGGGAGGUAUAGAAAACGUGGAGAAGUUGAUGGGCGAGACGGCGGACGCUAUUGCCUAUCAGCAGGAAGUCAGCGAUAUGCUUGGAGGUCGUAUCUCCAACCAUGACGAGCAAGAAGUGGAAGACGAAUUGGAAGCCCUCGAAGCCGCACUCGCAGCACCAGCCGAAGGUCUACCCUCUGUUCCUGAGGUUGGACUACCCAAGGGUCAGCGCGAACCCCGUGUCGAGGCGCGCGCAGAGAGAGAAAGGCAACCUGCUAUGCUAGCAGCCUAG